AUGGGUACACUCACUAGCAUUGUAAAUUUAUUCAAGUUUACCACCUAUAACUUAUGUUCUUGUAGUGUAUUACAUGAAUUAAAAUCUAAGAAUUAUUUUAUCGAAAGUGAAAAAAAGUGUAAAAUACAGAAAGUAAGCCCUGAUAACAAGGGGGUAAUAAACGAUGACUUUCAAUUGAGUAAUUUUACAUUUGUAUGUGUAAAAUAUCAGCUGAGUGUGUAUUUUCACAAAACCGUGCGCGGCUGUGACCAUUUAGUAGCGACUAGCCGCAAACACAAUAUCAACCACGUUCUGCGGAAAUCAAUACAUGACUCUUCGUGUAUGAAAAGAUAUACUUUUAUUACUCUAAAUAUCACGUCUUGGCGUUAG
Messenger RNA from Mucor mucedo, 369 nucleotides. RefSeq lists its product as uncharacterized. The transcript has 4 exons. Lineage: Eukaryota; Fungi; Mucoromycota; Mucoromycetes; Mucorales; Mucoraceae. The record is from RefSeq and is a predicted model, not a curated record. The coding region runs from base 1 to 369 and encodes 122 amino acids.